AUGAAGAUCUCCGCUACUCUCUUGACCUUCUGCCUGGGUAUGGGUAUGCACAUGGCUACUGCCGCUCCCAUCAACUCUACCGUUACAAACAUCACCGUUGGUGACACUCACUCCGCCAACCUCACCAACACCACCGCCGUCGACAUCGAACCUGUUAAGCGCGACGGCACCAACUGGGAAUGGUGGUGCGACGUGUGGUGGGAGCCUAUCUGUGGUGGAAAGCCCGGCCCACAUGCAUUGAACGCUCCCAUCGACCCUGACACUGGAGAAGUCCUCAACUCUACCGCCGUGAAGAUGUUCGCCGAGAUCGACGAUGUCACUCUUGUCAAACGCCACAGACCCCACUGGUGGAACAGUGACCCUUGCUGCACCACCUGGUUCUGUCGCAGGAAGGAAGAGUGUGACAUCCCUCUCUGGGAUACCGGCAGAUACAACCAGAGAUGUGCUUGGUGUUAUAACCCUAUUAAUGCUCCCCCUGAGAGCAUCUGA
Messenger RNA from Aureobasidium musti, 489 nucleotides. NCBI's taxonomy places the organism in Eukaryota, Fungi, Ascomycota, Dothideomycetes, Dothideales, Saccotheciaceae. The record is from the annotation of a GenBank genome assembly.